Messenger RNA from Seriola dumerili (greater amberjack), 3385 nucleotides. It is a transcript of the gene slc6a13, whose product is annotated as sodium- and chloride-dependent GABA transporter 2-like. The record is from RefSeq and is a predicted model, not a curated record. NCBI's taxonomy places the organism in Eukaryota, Metazoa, Chordata, Actinopteri, Carangiformes, Carangidae. Bases 140 to 2002 code for a protein of 620 amino acids. The transcript is spliced from 15 exons. Gene Ontology annotation, biological process: sodium ion transmembrane transport. Gene Ontology annotation, cellular component: membrane.
UCUCACUGCGGGCUGCACCAAAGUUUUCAGUUUCUCAGAUCUCCGCCCCUCCAUGUAUGUUAUAUAGUGAAACCUGAAACGGCAGCAGGCCUGUAUUUGGUGCCCCUCUCUCUUCUGGAAACUGUCAUUGUACAACAUUAUGAAAGGGCGCACAGGUGAGAUGGAGAACACAUCCAAGGUAGAACCCUCCAAUGGGCACAGCAGACCCCUGGACAUUGUGCCCAGUACAGAGGAGAAGAUGACAGACAGGGGUCAGUGGGGCAACAAACUUGAGUUUGUUCUGUCAGUGGCUGGAGAGAUUAUAGGCCUGGGGAAUGUCUGGCGUUUUCCCUACCUUUGUUAUAAGAACGGAGGAGGUGCCUUCUUUAUCCCAUACCUCAUCUUCCUGUUUGCUUGUGGGAUCCCGGUCUUCUUCCUGGAGACGGCUCUGGGUCAGUAUACCAGCGAGGGAGGUAUCACCUGCUGGAGGAAGAUCUGCCCUUUGUUUGAAGGAGUGGGUUAUGCUACCCAGGUGAUUGUUGCUUUGCUCAACAUCUACUACAUCGUUGUGUUAGCCUGGGCCAUCUUCUUCCUGUCUAACUCUUUCACAUGGGACCUGCCCUGGGCCUCCUGCAACAACUCCUGGAACACGGAUUCCUGUAUGGCAUUUCAGAGGGGGAAUAGCUCCAUCAAUCACCAUGAGAACGCCACCUCUCCUGUCAUUGAGUUCUGGGAGCGCAGAGUCCUGAGAAUUUCCUCAGGCAUUCAUCACAUCGGCUCUCUGAACUGGGACCUGGUUAUCUGUCUGGCCGUUGCCUGGGUUAUCUGCUACUUCUGCAUCUGGAAGGGAGUGAAGUCCACUGGAAAGGUGGUUUACUUCACAGCCACCUUUCCAUAUGCUAUGUUACUGAUCCUGCUGAUCAGAGGGGUCACCCUGCCAGGAGCCUCCAGGGGAAUCCACUUCUACCUCUACCCUGACCUGGGACGCCUAUCUGACCCACAGGUAUGGAUGGAUGCUGGAACUCAGAUCUUCUUCUCUUAUGCCAUCUGCCUGGGCUGCCUCACUGCACUGGGAAGCUACAACAAAUAUAACAACAACUGCUACAGGGAUUGCUUGUCCCUCUGCUUCCUAAACAGUGGCACCAGUUUUAUUGCUGGCUUCGCCAUCUUCUCCAUCCUGGGCUUUAUGUCCUACGAGCAGAAUGUACCUAUCUCAGAAGUGGCAGAAUCUGGUCCAGGUUUGGCCUUCAUAGCCUACCCUCGAGCUGUGUCCAUGAUGCCUUUCUCCCCUUUGUGGGCCUGCUUCUUCUUCAUUAUGAUUGUCUUUCUGGGACUGGACAGUCAGUUUGUGUGUGUGGAGAGCCUGGUGACAGCCAUGGUAGACAUGUAUCCCUCCACCUUCCGCCGUAAGAACCGCAGGGAGCUCUUCAUCCUGGGAGUGGCCAUUGUGUCCUUCCUAAUGGGGCUCAUCAUGCUGACAGAGGGAGGAAUGUACGUCUUCCAGCUCUUUGACUACUAUGCAGCCAGUGGGAUGUGUCUGCUCUUUGUGGCUAUUUUUGAAACUGUUUGCAUUGCUUGGAUUUAUGGUGCUGACCGUUUCUAUGACAACAUAGAGGAUAUGAUUGGCUAUCGCCCCAGCCCUGUCAUCAAAUACUGCUGGCUUUUCUUCACCCCUGCGACAUGCUUUGGAACCUUUGCCUUCGCCUUGAUCAAGUACUCACCUCUGAAGUACAACAAUGAAUACAUAUACCCAUGGUGGGGCAAUGGGAUAGGCUGGAUCCUGGCUCUGUCCUCCAUGCUGUGUAUCCCUGUCUGGGUGGCCGUGAAACUGUACUACACCCCUGGAACACUGAGAGAGCGCGUCGCUUUCUUGACCACUCCUUCCACUGAGUUACCGAAGACAAAGCAGGAGCAGGAGAAGCUGCUCGCCAUCUUCGCAGCCGAUGGCGACAGCCUCCAUCAGAAAGCACCUCCCACUAAGGACGGUUACUUCCCCGUUGAUGAAAAAGAGUCCCACUGCUAAAGACCUGAGGGUUGAAAUCAGAGCCUUUAGGGCGUCAAAGGUCACUCCUCAACUUUGACACUCUGUCUGGCCCCAUCCCCAACUCUCUCUGCAAUACCUCACCAGACAAAGUGACGAAACGAACGCACAGACGCAGAGUUUAAGAGUGCCCUGAGCUGUAACUGCUGAUCUGCUGCUGGAGUUUUCUCCUUUGUACACUGCCUUAAACACACAGUAUGACGGCAUCAACAUUCCUACUUAAAGAUUGACAUCCUCUUUAGGAAAGCUGGUUAUCAUCUCAUUUGCCAGUGGCAGAGUCACGUGUACAUUUGAAAAAAAAUGUGGCCAUUGUUGUUACGCAGUGGCUAAGAAUUUACAUUUGAUCGUUUCUGCUUUCUAAGGAAGCAUUUUGUUUUUCUGUUAUGGACAUCUCUAAUGUUCAGUUCGUCUGACAUGACAUUCCAGUUACAUUACUGAUUCUAACAGCUGUCUGCUGCAGACGGAGCACAGGACGUCUCACAGAUCAUAAAAGUUCACAUGAAUAAAAUCUGUGUGUGUUUAAAUGCACUUCUGCAAUGUAUACAGUACAAAUGUAUUGUGUAUUCAAUUCAGACACGCCGACAGCUCUGUUUUUAUUGUACAGUAGUGAGUUCUGAUCUCAGGAUGUAAAAUCUUCCAGUAAAACAUCUUAGAAAGGCAUUUACUAAUAACCAAGAAUUUGAUUUUAAAUUCACAUUUAGCUGAACUGACCACAACUCAUCACAAUUAGGCUUCGCUGUUGGUAUUUCAUAUUAAUGUUACUGUUUUCUUCAUUUCAUUUUUUUUUCUUCCGCAUGAAUAUUUUACAUGCCUUUUGUUAGUCUUCUGAUUAUUGACAUGACUUUAAUUCAGUUGGUUUUGCCUCGUCUCAUGCAUUGAAUCUUAUGACAUUAAAAUGUAAAGUGGCUGAAGGAGACAGCUGUGCCACUUAGAUAAUAUGAACAGGGAAGACUGUAAUGAUUGAAGGGAUUCAUUCCAAAAUGAACAUCUCUCUUGUCAUCUCUUUUUCUGCUGUAUUAUAAUGAACUUCAGCCAGUGUUUCUUUAGUUGUAAUGCUGGCAUGAAGAUAUGAUAAUUGAUUACUGAUAGAGAACACUUUUACUUAUGUGUAACUUUUGUAUGCUAAAAUUAUUUUUUAUGACUGAAUAAAAAUACCUUCAUUUGAAAUGUACAUUUCUAUUGAAAUAUAUGUUUAUAUUUUAUGGGUCAUACAAUUUAUUAUUCAGUACAUGAAUGAUCAUUUACAUUACUGAGAAUUUGCUGUGUCUAUUGAUGAUUAAAAAGAAAUAUUCUAAAUUUCAGCAACACCUUCCUCGUUGAGAAUAACAUCAUAUUCUCAAAUAAAGUGGCAUUAUUGAUAUUUGA